This is a messenger RNA of Conger conger (European conger), 1684 nucleotides long. RefSeq names its product eukaryotic translation initiation factor 4E-1A. Gene Ontology annotation, molecular function: translation initiation factor activity; RNA 7-methylguanosine cap binding. Bases 132 to 779 code for a protein of 215 amino acids. Gene Ontology annotation, cellular component: cytoplasm; eukaryotic translation initiation factor 4F complex. NCBI's taxonomy places the organism in Eukaryota, Metazoa, Chordata, Actinopteri, Anguilliformes, Congridae. Gene Ontology annotation, biological process: translational initiation. The transcript is spliced from 7 exons. The record is from RefSeq and is a predicted model, not a curated record.
CCAUGCAGGCCACUUAACGGCGUCUUUUCGUUAACUUUCGCCACGGACAUUGUACUAGAGAAAUACAAGAACAAGAAAAGUGUUGUCCUGGUCGUGCUUGCGGGAAUAAAGUGGCCCAGAUAGUUUCGGGAAUGUGGUGCUUUACGGAAACCACUUCAAACCCCCAAAAUCCUGAAGAAGAAAAAACCGAAGAAACCAGUCAAGAGAUCAUCAGUACCGAAAGCUACAUUAAACAUCCACUACAGAACAGAUGGUCUCUUUGGUUCUUUAAAAAUGACAAAAGCAAAACCUGGCAGGCCAACCUCCGUCUGAUUUCCAAAUUUGACACAGUGGAAGAUUUCUGGGCUCUCUACAACCACAUUCAGCUCUCCAGCAAUCUAAUGUCUGGCUGCGACUACUCCCUCUUCAAGGACGGCAUCGAGCCCAUGUGGGAGGACGAGAGGAACAAGCGAGGAGGGCGAUGGCUGAUCACGCUCAACAAGCAGCAGCGUCGGGCCGACCUAGACCGCUUCUGGCUGGAGACACUUCUGUGUCUGAUCGGCGAGGCCUUCGAUGACUACAGCGACGAGGUGUGUGGUGCGGUCGUCAACAUCCGGACGAAAGGAGACAAAAUCGCUGUGUGGACGACUGACUAUGAGAACAGGGAGGCUGUGACCCAUAUAGGGAGGGUGUAUAAGGAGCGAUUAGGUGUGCCACAGAAGCUGACCAUCGGCUACCAGUCCCACGCCGACACGGCAACCAAGAGUGGCUCCACCACCAAGAACAAGUUCAUCGUCUGAGAGCUGCCAGACCCAUACUUUUUUUUUUAUUUUACUUUUUUUUAUUUCAUUUUGUUUGAGAUGACCGCGUCACGCAAUCCACACCCAGGUUAAACCAAAGCUUCUUCAGAAGCAGAACGGACUGCGUUUGAUCGAAUCUGGAGAAAACUCUGAUCAUACAGUCACGCCACCUCGACUCUGUUCCGCCACACAAGUUCAUCCUUUCAGCAGUUUUUCAUACGACCUAAACCACAAAAACAAACAAACUUGGGUUCUCACACUUGUGCAAUUAAAUUUGCACAUUAACCUCAUACGAAAAAAGGAAAAAGAAAGUUGAUGUAACGAUGUCAAUAAAAACCAUGUUUGUCUUUUAAAUCUUCUGUUGAUUAAACGGCAGACAGCGGGAAAUUAAUUUUUGAAUCUUUUCAAAUUGCUUUGUGCUUCUCUUUACAGCAGUGCUUUUGCUGUAAUCCUUAACACUAUUAAAGCCUUUUAAUUUAUUUCAUUCAUUUUCGCCAGAAGAUUUAUGUAGCCUCCGCCAUUUUGGUUGUUUUCAAAGCUUAGUUUGGUUUUGUUUUAGAGGGGUUUGGACUUUAUAAAGAGUGUAAUCAAGCUAAUGUGAUUUUCUGUAGCUUCAUUUUUUCUUGAGCAUUAACAUAAUUAAAAUUGGUUUUGCAAUUCAAUAUAGUGUUUUUUUUCUUAAUGAUAUUGUGGAUUUUUUAUGUAACUUGUAAUUUUUACAUUCCUUGCUAUAAAUGCUAAGAUAUAUGGGGGAAAAAUACUUUUGUUUUAUGUUUGGCUGCCUUUUCAGACAUGUAUUCAUUUUGAAUAUAAUUUGCUUUAAUUGAAUGCCUCAAUUUGAAAUCCCCUUGUAUAAAGACGAAGAGGAAAAAACGUCUGUAAAUAAACGUGUACAUUGAACUGUU